This is a messenger RNA of Vanessa atalanta (red admiral), 4644 nucleotides long. RefSeq names its product alpha-1,6-mannosyl-glycoprotein 2-beta-N-acetylglucosaminyltransferase-like (gene Mgat2). Gene Ontology annotation, molecular function: alpha-1,6-mannosylglycoprotein 2-beta-N-acetylglucosaminyltransferase activity. Gene Ontology annotation, cellular component: Golgi stack; Golgi membrane. The record is from RefSeq and is a predicted model, not a curated record. Bases 436 to 1998 code for a protein of 520 amino acids. The transcript is spliced from 13 exons. NCBI's taxonomy places the organism in Eukaryota, Metazoa, Arthropoda, Insecta, Lepidoptera, Nymphalidae. Gene Ontology annotation, biological process: protein N-linked glycosylation; oligosaccharide biosynthetic process.
AUCAUUUCGUUUACCGAUAAAGUACUCAACCAAUGUCGUCGCGUAUUUAAUUUAACUGUUAAUUUUCAAUGAGAAUCAUGUGACGGAGCACGCACGUUAGAAAAGUUUUUUUUUAUAAAUUAAAUUAUGCACACAGAAAUAUAGAGUUGACAUAUAAAAACUCUUUUAAAGAUCGAUAUUAUAUCGCAGUGAUAUAUUCAUCGUGUUCUAAUAGUGUUAUGUUUAUUGUGAAGGUGCUUGUGUAUAUCAACUAAUUAAUAUUCAGUUGUCGAAAUAUUUACGUAACGUGGUAGAUAUUUGGUAUUUAGGAACAAGAUUUAUUUAUAUUGAAAGAAAAAAACGCUUCAGGAACAAUGCGGCCUUUGAGAAAACUCCCGUAAAGCGCCAUCUAUCGGCUUUUAAAAUGAACUAUCCAGAGAUUAAUGUUUAAACGCAAUGCCCCGUUUAAAAUAUGCCUCAAUCCUACGAGUACUGCUUAUUCUGGGCCUGUUUUGCGUCUGGGUACAGAUUAUGCUGUCAGCGACGAAUGGUGCUUUGGACAAAGAUGGCGAUAACAUACUAGCAGAUUUAUUACAGACUAAUCUCACUAACAAUGAAGAGCCGUUUACAGAAGAGUUGAUGAAUUCAAAUGAAACGUCGGAACAGGUCCUGGCGCUGGUACCACCUGAGUUACACAAGUACCUGACCGUUCAUCCGAGGAACAGCAGCGCGAACGCGACAGAACGAUACAGUCCCAAGAAUGUUUCGGACAUAUUGCGCGCCAUUCAGAGGGUGAACGAUGCCCAAACUAUUUACAACGAAGACAUUUUCGGUCCGGUUCAGAAUGACACAAUUAUUAUUGCAAUUCAGGUCCACACUCGGCUCACGUACCUCCGUCACUUGAUCGUGUCUCUGGCCCAGGCGAAGGACAUCGACAGGACCCUGCUGAUCUUCUCCCAUGAUUACUAUGAUGAAGAAAUCAAUAAUUUAGUCAGGAGUAUUGAUUUUACGAAGGUUAUGCAAAUCUUCUACCCGUACUCCGUUCAGACCCACCCCCUGGAGUUUCCGGGGAUGGAUCCCAAUGACUGCCCUCGUGAUGCGAAAUUGGAACAGGCGUUAAAACUAAAAUGCAACAAUGCUCUGCACCCCGACCUGCACGGACACUACCGGGAGGCGAAGUAUGCACAAACGAAACACCACUGGUGGUGGAAGGCGAACAGGAUCUUCAAUCAGCUUCAGUGUACAGCGAGCCACACGGGUAUGGUGGUAUUUCUAGAAGAGGAUCACUAUGUGGCGGAGGAUUUCAUACACAUCCUCAAUCUACUCCGGACCACCGCCGAUAAAACGUGUCCCCAAUGCGAGAUCUUAUGUCUCGGGACAUAUCUUAAGACUUAUCAGUACCACAGCACGAGCGAUAAGAGAAAGAAGCACCUUACCCUGAACUACAUACAGCAAGUCCGUGCUAUCAGCGAAGAGAGAAGAAAACGGCAACACGACACGCAAACAUGGAACUACCAAGUCUAUCCGAAUUUAUAUGCGAACACGCAAAAGGUGGAAAUAACUCCAUGGCAUUCCAGCAUGCACAACAUGGGCAUGGUGUUCAAUAGAACAGUCUGGACUAAUAUUCUUGAGCUCCAAGAACAGUUCUGCGCUUAUGAUGAUUACAAUUGGGACUACUCGUUACUGCACCUGUCCCAGAAUAGACCUGGAAGGGAGAAGUUUAAAGUGAUACUCUGCAAAGGUCCCAGGGUAUUCCAUAUUGGAGAAUGCGGUUUUCAUCAUAAGAAAUCCAACUGCAACGCGUCAACGGUUAUCAGCAAAGUGCAGAAGUUGCUUCAGGACGCGAAGUCGUACCUGUUCCCGCCGCGAGUGACGGCGACGAUCAGCGCCGGUGGCGCGAAGCACAAUAAGAAAUUAAUUAAGGGGAAUGGAGGGUGGGGGGACUUGAGGGAUCAAGAACUUUGCACGAAUAUGACAAGAGUUGAGCGUCAAAUGAGAAAGUACAUAUAUUACACGUAGUCUAUAUGAUACAGGUCUGCUAUACCAAAUACUAAACUAAAACGUAAACGAGUAAUUAUAUUUUGACAGCUCACGAUGUACUUAUCCGUCCGCCAUCUUGUUUUAUCUGUCAACUGUCAUUUUUUGUAACUGACGGCUGUGUAGUCGAAUUGAAUACAAAAUAUACUCUUUUUUUUUUUAAAUUACUUUUAAAGUGUAUUCGAAAUAUAAAUUUAAAAUUAAUGUUUAGCUGGUUUGGAAUAUAGAUUCUAUUCAGAACCGGCGAGAAUGUGUUACAAUUUCUUGAUUGAUUGAACAUUUAAAUUGUUUUAAUGUUACGUGAAGAUGUAUAUUUUGAUCCACUAUUAAUUGAAACGUUUAUGCGUCAGAAGCGUUACACGAAUAACGUUGCACAAAUUCGAACUUAAAAAUUAUUUUUAAUUAUUUAUAAUAUAGUCUUUAUAUCAAAUAUUACGUACAGACAUGUACGAUAUAAUUAUAUAGAUAUAUUUGUUUUAACCUUCAAGUACUGAACUCUGGUCUCACAGACCGCAAUGAAUCCUAUUCUCACAUAUAAAGUCGAUAUUGUAACCGCAUCAAAAUCGAUCAAGUAUUUUUAAAUUAUUAAUAUUUAUAAAUUGGAUUAUUUAUCAUUAGGUAUUAUAAUUAAAAACAAAAAGAACAAAUCUAGUCUGUUAAGUAAUCAUUUUUAAUUGAAAUUUAUUGUAAUUCUGGCUCGUACGUUCGUUCGAAUGAAAUAACAGUCUAAAAGUUCUAGGACCCAAAUUAUCACUAAAAUCGGCUUAACAGAAAACUUUUGAUUUAAACCUUCUUCGAAACGAGCUGCGUCAGCUGGUAUAAGUUUUAUGUAUUGGUUUUUAGGUUUUUUUCAGUUAGUUAUUACAAAGACAUUGCUCAUUUAGUCUAGAUUUAGUGCAAAAUUAUUAUAUGUUGCCAUAAUUGUAUAGUUUUUAAUCAUAUUAGUCGUUAAGACAAAUGAACAAGGACGUGUUCACCAAAAUCUAACAGAAUUAUUAGUUCGUAGACUUCUAGGUAUAAGUUUUCAGCUGUCAGUUUCUAAUACCAUUAGAAAAUAAAUAUAUCUUAAUUAUUCAAAUAUAAAAACUCUGAAUGAAUGUUACAGAUACAAAUUACAUCGAAAUCUGUUCAGGCAUUCAAAUGUUACGAUUCAAUGCAUUGUACUAAUUUUUUUGGCAGCGUUAAAAGUUCGGGUCUGUUAGACCACAUCGUACUUGAGGGUUAGCAAAACAAGUGAGCUGUCGAAAUGUUGUUAUUAAAAUGACAAGUUGUAUUGAUAAGAUAAUUUUUUUUUUUAUAUAAUUUCGUUAUUUUUUUUCACAAACAUUAAGGUGCUUUGAAGUUUCUAGUUGUUUUGCAUCGUGAGUUAAUAAAUGAUAUGUUAAAAUCACAGUAUUAUAAACUUGAAUUGUUAUAUCUGUCCUUGUCUAAUAUAUGAAUUGUUUUUAUGCGAGAAAGAGAUGGGUAGCGCUGCUGUUUGAGCCAAAGGUCGUAUGUUAAAAUUGUACUUAAUAGAUGAGCAUAAAUGCUAAUUUCCUUUUAUAUAUAUUUUUUAAGUGUUUCCAUGGCAACGAUUUUAUUUAUAAUGUUUCUAAGUAUUUUUUUUCUUAACAAAUUUUUUCAUAAGACCUUUUGGAUUUACAGUAUCGUAUAUAUAUGUUUAUUUUCUGUAUAAAUAUAUAUUUUAUAUUGAAAUUUUGUUUUGGAAUAUAUGUGUGAUAUUAGAAAAUUGAGGAAGAUUAUGUCUGUCUUACGCAUCUUAUUAUUUUUUUUUUGUUAUUUUUUAUGCUGAUGGUACUUUUUUUAAAUUUGGAAUUAUUAUUUUUGUGCUGAAAUAUAUUUUCUUUGUAUAAAAGUUUUUGUUAUGCGUUCUAAUUACUGUACCCCUUCUUAAAUUUAUCUGAAUUAUGUAUGGACUUAAUCAAAGUGCGUUCAUUUAAUUCGUUCAGUACUAUUAAAAUAUUCACCGUUGAUCUAUUAGUUAAUAAUCAUUAUAUUCCGAGAACCUGGAGAAAACACCGGAAUUUACCGUUUAAAAAGUGAAUUUUAACAGAAUUUUUAUAACAUAUUUUUUAUAACAUUGGCUGUAUGACACUCUCGCCUUGGACGUGAAGCCUUUGGGACGCGCCUGAACUCUUUCCGAUCGAGUUGCAUUUGCCGUCCAAUCGAAUUAAAAGAGUGAAGGAAUACCCUGCGAGGCAGAUGUAAGCAUUACUUCAAGCGGCUUCGGCUAAAAUCUACUGCAAAAUAUCUUGCAGUCAAUUCGCUAACAUUCCAAUCUUCAAAACAGCCAUUGUUUCUGCGACUGCGACCUCUUGGACUCUUGACUUUGGAAAAUCAGAGGGAGACGGUAGAUUUGACUUGAACACUUUUCAGGUAUUAUUCGCAGUUCAAUUGGAAAAUCAGAGACGGUAGAUAAGCUCUAUUUGCGCACACGCCUGUGAACUGUAACAUGUAAUGUUUGCCUAGUUGACGUUAAGAAGUCGAUAUUGGUCAAGGUGUUACAACUUUUCCAGUCAAGGUUCAUUAAGACUGAAGCAAUUGACUGCAACAUAUGUCCCAGUGGUUAGAACGCGUGUAUCUUAACCGAUGAUUUCGGGUUCAAACCCAGGCAAGCACCACUACAUU